AUGGUAAAAUUUUCAUCUUGUACUCCUGAUCGUGCCUUUGUUCCAAUUAAUGUCGGUCCUUCCCAUAUUCCUGUUGAAUUUAAGAUAGAUACUGGGAGCGCGGUAGAUAUUCUACCAUUGAGCCAUUAUGAGAAAUUAAAGAUAAAACGACCUCUUGAAAUCGCAGAAAAUAGAUUAACAUCGUACACAGGCAACAUGUUACCUGUAUGCGGUAUAAUAAAUCUGCAAUUGCGCUACUACAACAAGACUAGCGGGUCAUUAUGUUAUGUUGUUGAUAGUCCGACAGUCCCGCUGCUAAAUUUACAAUCGUCUGUUAACUUAGGCCUGAUAAAGCUCACAUAUUCAAUAGACAGGUCAAAUACAGAAUUAGAUAAACAAAGGGUCAUGUCAGAGUAUAGGAACUUAUUCCAAGGUGUAGGGGUCAUCCCAGGUGAAUGUAAACUUCACAUUAAGAGCGAUGCUGUUCCUGUAAUAAACGCACCUAGGCGAGUGCCGGAAGCUUUAAGGGACAGGCUUCACGAAGAACUCCAGCGCAUGGAGAAUGAUGGAAUAAUAACUAAGGUCACUGAACCCAUAGACUGGGUAAACUCCCUAGUCAUUGUAGAAAAACCAAAGACAGGUAAACUUAGAGUUUGCCUUGAUCCAAAAGCUUUAAAUGAGGCUAUAAGGCGACCUCACUACCCAAUGCGUACUAUUGACGACGUUACAUCAAGACUGACUGAUGCAAAAUACUUCAGCAUACUUGACAUAACACACGCAUACUGGAGCAUCAAACUUGAUGAACAGUCUUCAUUAUUAACGACCUUCAGCACGGUAUUCGGCAGAUACCGUUGGUUAAGACUCCCAUAUGGCAUAUCUGCAUCGAGUGACAUAUUCAUGCAGAAAGUGGAUAAAAUUUUUGAAGGAUUGCAGGGUCUAACAGCCAUAGUAGAUGACAUUUUGAUAUAUGGGAAGACACGUGAAGAACAUGACGCAAACUUGCGUAACGCCCUUGAAAGAGCACAUUCCAAGGGAGUAAAGUUCAAUCCGGACAAAUGUAUCAUCGGGGUGAAGGAAGUCCCAUUCUUUGGUCACCUAAUAACAUCAACAGGGUUAAAGCCAGAUCCUAGUAAAAUAGAUGCAAUUAUGAACCUCAAAAUACCAGAAAAUAGACAGCAACUUGAAAAUGUUCUUGGUAUGGCAAAUUAUCUGCAAAAAUUCUCUCCAAACCUAGCAGAGGUCACAAGCCCCAUGAGAUCCCUACUAAAGAAAGAUGCAGAAUUUGUUUGGGAUUUUUCCCAGACAGAAGCAUUUACGAAAAUGAAAAACAUAAUCACAAAUACCCCUGUUCUUGCAUACUUUGACCCAAAACAGAGUGUAACUCUUGAAUGUGACUCUUCGAUGCGUGGGGUCGACUCAGCCAUCAUCCAAAAUGGCCGCUUUUGCCUUCGCUUCUAG
Messenger RNA from Ruditapes philippinarum (Manila clam), 1437 nucleotides. RefSeq lists its product as uncharacterized. The transcript has a single exon. The record is from RefSeq and is a predicted model, not a curated record. Lineage: Eukaryota; Metazoa; Mollusca; Bivalvia; Venerida; Veneridae. The coding region runs from base 1 to 1437 and encodes 478 amino acids.